AUGAAGGAUGUCCUUCUGAAGCUGGAGCUCUCAGGACCUCUGCUUCUUAUCACUUUACUUCUCGUGCCAUGGCUGAUAAUAGUCAGAGGAAGUCCAACAUUCCGUUGGUAUAAGCAUCGACCUCAGCGCGAGCCUCUACAGCUGUCGCGACUUCCUCAUGAAAUCCUUGUCGAGAUUAUGAAGAAUUUGGAGUGGGACGACGUUUUGAACCUCAGGAAGGUAAUGUAUCCCAUUUCCAAUCCAGCCUUUCACGCUGCCAACACCGAGUUUAGUGCUGCAGGUCGCUCAACCUAG
Molecule: messenger RNA, 294 nt
Organism: Coprinopsis cinerea okayama7#130
Lineage: Eukaryota; Fungi; Basidiomycota; Agaricomycetes; Agaricales; Psathyrellaceae
Exons: 2
Coding region: 1-294 (97 amino acids)
Molecular function (GO): protein binding
Source: RefSeq, a predicted model, not a curated record